Messenger RNA from Pelobates fuscus (common spadefoot toad), 658 nucleotides. RefSeq names its product lysozyme (gene LYZ). Gene Ontology annotation, molecular function: lysozyme activity. The transcript is spliced from 4 exons. The record is from RefSeq and is a predicted model, not a curated record. The coding region runs from base 33 to 479 and encodes 148 amino acids. NCBI's taxonomy places the organism in Eukaryota, Metazoa, Chordata, Amphibia, Anura, Pelobatidae.
UUCUUUCAGUUCAGUGUCGUUCGUCUUGAGAAAUGAAGUUUGCAGUACAUAUCCUCGCAGGGCUGCUGCUUGUUCUUGCAACAACAAAUGGAAAAAUAUAUGAUAGAUGUGAACUUGCAAAAGAAAUGAAAUUUAGGGGCCUUGAUGGAUUCAGAGGAUACAGUCUGCCAAACUGGGUAUGCACGGCUUACUACGAGAGUCGCUUUAACACGAACGCUACAAAUUUGAACACAGAUGGCAGCACUGAUUACGGAAUCUUGCAGAUUAACAGUCGUUGGUGGUGUAAUAAUGGCAAGCCUCCUACUCGCAACGCUUGCAACAUCAACUGCGAUGUGCUGUUGAAGGAUGACAUCACCCAAGCAUUGACAUGUGCCAAGCGUGUUGUGAGCGACCCUAAUGGCAUGGCAGCGUGGGUUGCUUGGAGAAAAUAUUGUCAAGGACGGGAUCUGUCAAAAUGGAUCGCAGGAUGCCAAUUAUAAUAUCAGAGUAUUUUCUUUUGUUUAUCAGGAGAAGGUUGCGCAGAUUCACACAGCUUUAAUGCACGAUUAACUUAACUGCAAAUGUUUCUAACAAAGUCAGUUAAAGUUUUGCUUUUGGCAUAGCUGUAUUAAUCAGUUGCUGAUUUAAUUUACUUACUCAUAAAAUUAUUAUUCAUAAA